AUUCUUUCGGCCGCGCGGGCGCAUUCCACUGCGCGCCAUCCGAACUCGGCUCGCCCGCGCCAGUCGACGCGCGCCCUUUUGGGGGUUAAGAUGUGUCCGUCGCGUCGGGCGCUCACGAUGUGGUCCCAGCCGCCGCCGCCCGAGCCCGAGCCCGCCUACCGCGCCCGCGCAGCCUCCGUCGACACCCAUGACUGCCGGUGCCUAGGAGCCCGCAAGAUCGCCCGGAUGGUCCGUGAGCCUCCCGAGUACGGCGUGCGCGUCGAUCCCACUACCGUGCGUCCCCCCGGACUCCGCGUGCGCGAUGAACCCCAGUACCAGAACUUGGAGGAGCUGCGGAAGCGGCCGGAGCACGCCAAGCUGGAGGAGAUCAGCCGCGAGUUCGGCUACCGCCUGUGCCCGGAGGGUCAGAAUCUCGAGGACGAGGCCAUCUACGAGAACAUUCUGUCGGUGCGCCGGAUCCGGUCGGCGGAGGUGCGGCUGGUGCCGGUGUCGGAGGUGCCGUACUACGAGGAGCAGGGCUACGUGGCCACGCAGGUGCUGAGCAGGAACGGCACUUUCCCGCAGUGCCCGCCGCACACCUGGAGCCGCUUGCAGCAGGCCGCCAGGAUGACCGGAUCCCUGAGGAUGUUCACAGCGAAGCGCGAGAUGUACGACGUGAAGAAACAGAGGCUGUGCAUAGCGCAGGAUGAGUACAAACACCUCAACAACGCCCUGUCCACCCUUGCCGCGUCCAGGACUAGCUUGUGUUCGUCAACGACAUCGGUGACGACGACGUCGACGACGUCGCGACACGACCCCGAGCAGCUGCGGGUGGAGGUGACGCAGGCGCGGGGCCGGGUGGCGCAGCUGAGGAAGGAGCUGCGCCAGGCGAGAGCCGAGGUAGCCUGCGCCAGGCGCGGGGUGGAUACGCUCGCCGAAGUCGAACAAAAACUGAGCGCGCAGCAGGGAUGCUACAACAUCACCGAGGCGCAGGCGAUAAUGACGGAGCUGAAGAACAUCCAGAAGUCCCUGACGUCGGGGGAGAAGGAGAGAGCGGAUCUCAUGCAGUCGCUGGCCAAGCUGAAGGACGACUUCACGCGGCUCCAGCUGGGCGAGGCGUCCCCGGACCUCUCCACGCUCAGCCUGCCUCAGGAGAACGUCAGCACCGCCUCCCAGACCGACCUGUGUGCGGACUUGGUCCCUAUCGGCACGCGCCUGGCGGAGAUGGCGAGGGUCCGUCUGCAGUACGACGAGGCCAGGAAGAGGAUCCAGCAGAUCCAGCAGCAGCUCGCCGACCUCGAGGACAAGGUGGAGCCGGGCCAGGCGGAGUCCGACAAGGAUCGCCUGCUCCUCUUCCAGGAGAAGAAGCAGCUACUGCUCGAACUCAGAAGUAUUACCCCCCGGACGAGGUCGAAGCAGGAAAUGAGCGAGAUCCAGACGGAGUGUAAGAAGUUGGAGCAGGACCUCAAGUCUGCCGUCGAGAUGUCCAACAAGUGCAUAGCGGACCGUUUGAGACUGCAUGAGGAAAAGCAGCUGUUACUUCAGCAGCUAAAGGACGCCCUGACGUCUAUGUCGACGCUAGAAGGCCAACUCAAGACGCUAUCGGCGUCCACCCUAUCAGUGUCGAGUAGUUCGAGCUUGGGAUCGCUUUCCACGGCGAGUAGCAAAGGAUCCUUAAGUUCGGGAAUUAGUUUUACUGACAUUUACGGCGGACCGCAGAUCGCGACCUCCUUCCAAACUGACAAACCUAUUGACAUGGUGGAUCUACACAGACGAGUUGAGAGGUUACUCCGUGGUGCCAGUUUCAACGACAGUGCGACGCCGGGCACCAGCAGUUCGCAACCCUCGUUGUCUCCUAGAAGUAGUCUGUCGUCAGCCAGCCCGCCCCCUCCACCGCCUUCUUAUAAUCAGGUUGAAAGACAAAGACGACAGCAGAGAGAACUAGAAGAGAAAUUAGCCGAGAUGAAAAUAGGUGUAGCUACAGGAUUGAACGAAAUCACUGGACUUUCUACCGUGCCAGUUCAACUGCAAGGCCCGGGACGGCCGGGCGAGCCGUUGUCCCCGAUAUCAGAAACCCCGCCGCCGACGCUCUCGCCUAGAACUCCCUCGUCUAGUGGAACAAACACUAGAUCGGUGUCGGCAGCCGUGAGCGACGAGUCGGUGGCGGGAGACUCGGGCGUGUUCGAGGCGGCGCAGGGCGGUGAUGCCUCAGUGAACAGUGCGCAAAUUGAGAUCAAAUUGCGGUACUGUGCGGAGGAGGGCGCGCUCGAGAUCGGCAUAUUGCGCGCGCGCAACCUGCACGCGCUCUACAUCGAUCUCGGCACUGAAAUCAUGGUCCGCGGCGCGCUAGUAGCGGGCGGCGGGUGCGGCGUGGUGUGGAGCGGCGCGGGCGCGGCGUGGCGCGGCGGUGCGGUGUGGUGGCGGCGCACGCACCGCGCGCCGCUCCCCGCGCGGGCGGUCCGCGCCGCCACGCUGCAGGUCAACCUGCUGGCCAACAACGACUGUCUGGGGUGCACGCAAGUGAGUUUGGCGGACUUCGAGCCGGACAGCGUGUCCCAGAAGUGGUACAAUGUGCUGAGCUUCCGCAGCGUACGGCGGGACGAGAGCUCCGACGAGUCCACCGUUAUCAGUUCACAGACUUCUACCCUUACGAGGAAUAGAGGUCCAGAGAUAAUGAAUAAUGCUGAGUGUAACGUGGAAGGUGGAGACAACUCCGCGUCGGAGGAUGAGGAGGCGAGGGAGCCACUCAACCAGAUCGUAGAAGAAGAUUCGUUUGAAGAUUACAUUCCUGAAGAAGAGUUGGCGUUGGAAGAAGAGUUCCUACACCCGUCCACCGCCGAGAAGGAGACCAAUACCGAGUGCAACUUCUGCCCCGAAGGAGCGAGACAGCUGCAUAGGAGAAGAAGUCAACAAGUUAGCUCAAACAACGAGGAGUCCCUAGCGACUAUAAAGCGAUCUCAAACGUUCUCACCGCAGCCGCAGAGCAUCGGUAGAGGGCAAUACUUAUGCAGGCUAAACCGUUCCGAGUCUGACUCGUCAAUGGCGCAGUACAUGCGGCCAGUCGGCAUACCCUUCGACCGCAGCGUGCGCGAGCGACGAUCCCUGCGGUGGGGCCGCAUGCGUGGCGCAGUGCGUCGCGGUGGCGGCACGGCUCGCUCGCCGCGCACGUCGCUCGACCUGGCACUGGACCUGCGCGCGCAGCACACCAGACUCGCCGACCUCCGACACGAGAUAGCGCACCUCACGCAGCUUAAGAGACGGCUGGAGGAGGCGUGGGCUCGCGGCGACCGCGCGGUGGCGGCUUGGGCGGCGGGCGACGAUACGUUGCGCGCGCUCGUGACGGCGCCCGGCGAGCGCGGCGAGCGGGCACAGCGGCUGUUCGCGCGCACCUGCCGCGACGUCUACCGCCUGAGGAAGUCGCGCCAGGGCAGCCGCAAACCUGACCUGGUCACGUUCAAAGAAAAGAUGGCGUUCUUCACUCGUCCGAAAGCGAUAGCGGCGUUACAGGACGAGCUAUCGGACGAUGACUGGGAGGAGCUCGAAGAGAGGCGGACCCCCGACGGCCGCUCCUCCAAGACCUCGUACGAGAAGACCAGCGCUGAGAAGGUGGUGGAGUGCAAGAACCCCUGCAUGGAGUUCCAGCCUGAGCUGAAGAUCACGGAAGAGAAGGAGGAUGAGUACGAGUUUGUCGUCGACAGGGUAUUGGGCGUACAAGUUUGAACGAAAGUGAAGCCAUCUUUGAACAGACCAAUCAGUAGCCGUCGUUUGAAUAGAGCAAUUGAGAGCCAUCUUUUGAACGGACCAAUCGGAAGCCGUCGUUUGAACGGACCGAUCGCGAGCGACGUAGCCAUCUCUUCAUCGCCAACGUAGCUGCCACUGCCUGAUUGCGAAUCAGAUAGUGUCGUAGCUAAUUUCUGCCACGUUGGACCUGGCAUGCUUUACUGAUAUAACGAAAUUAACUUCAGUUCAGUAUUACAGCUUCAGUGCCGAUUGCCCGACCAGAAAGCUCAUCGUGAGAAGUGACAUGUAUGUGAAAUGUAUGGUUCAAACUAUUCGGCGAUUAUGAAUAAAUAUAGUAUGCCUAUGUUAAGAGAAUCUUUAAAUCAUUAUUUAAUUAUGUAUGCUAUUUAUAAAACGUAUAAGUUAUUCGUUCAUGGUCGCCUUUAAUUUAAUUGAUUAGUGAUGUCAGACGCUGGUUUGUCGAUAUCGAUAAUUUUAACAAAAUCUCGUUCUGCCAUUUGUGUUCCGUUCGUCGAACGAACGUUCCGGCCCUGCCCGAUGGGAGCUCGUAUUAGGAAAGUAUUAGAGAACAUUCUAUGAGAUUAAAUUUAAAAUUAGGAGUUCGGAACCUAAAUUGUACUGUGAUUGCUAUUGCCUUUGAGAUUUUCGGACUUAAGACUGAAGUAGAAAUCCUAAAUGUAAUCGGUGUAUGUCGAAAUGUACACGCGUGCAAAUGGGGUGCCAUAUGAGGUUCAGUGAUUAUUAAAUAUUUGUAAGCGGGUGAAUUUUAUGCCUUAAAAUUAUGAUUAGAAAAAUCGAAUCGAUAUCGUUAGUGUUGUAUCAACAGAUCCAUUAUUGUAUUUAAAGUUAUAUUAUCGAUACGUGUACAUCUCUAAGGAUAUGUGUAGGUGCCCGUCUAUGUAUGCAUGGGUUAUAUACAGUAUGUACAAAUCGUGCCUUGCGGCGCGCGCCAUUACUUGUAGUGUCAGUCACAAAUAAAUGCCAAACAUUAGUGAGUCGUGGGGCAGGUCAUCUGUAUAUAUAUACGUAAUCACCCACCGGGAUAGUUGUAUAUAGAGAGUGUAUAAUAUACGAUUCCACCGAGUAUAUAGGACUUGACAAGCCAAAAAGCUUUGUAAAUACGGCUUUGAGUCUAAAGGGUGAAUUCUAUAAGUCAUUCGCUUCAUUAUCAUUACGCGUCCAUGGUUUAAUUCGGUUGAUAAAUUGAGACAAAAAUUUUUCAUUAUGGAAAUGUUAAAAUGAAUAGUUGACUGGAUAUUAAAUAUUGAGAUUACGAGAAUUUGUUGUCCUAUUUAUUGACUGGAUUACCUGCGUAUACAGCUACUGGUGUAUGUUCCAUAUUGGAAAUAUUUCUUUUUGGGUCAGGAUGUACCAAACCGAGUCGCGGCGACGCAUAAAGCAAUAAUAAUUGAAAUUGCCAUUCGAAUUCUCGUUUCAGUAUGACAGAUCCCUAGAAAUGUUAUACACCGGUAACAAUUUCCAUACAAGUUUGGAACCGACUUAAGUCAAGCAAUAUUUUAACCUUAAGUUGGCUCUAAAGUUUGUAUGAAGUGUUCUCAAAUUCAUAACACAUUGUAUUGCACUAUGAUCUGAUAUAUGAGUGAUCAUCUCAUACAGAUAAGCUAGUUGUAAUGUAUAGAUAAAUUAUUACUGUACAUAGUUCGAGAUUAUUUCGUUCUGAUUUUUCUAGACGUAGCUGUAGAGUUAGUUGUGUAAAUUAAAUGUAUAUUUUAUAUAAACAUAUAUUAUAGUGUAGAGGUGAAUUUGAAUUUGCCAAAUUAAUUUAAUGUUUUUUGAGAAAUUCUUCCAUUUAUUGAUAUUAUAUUUUGUACAGAUACCAAUUUCAAAUAGUUGAAGUUAAUGAAAGAAAAUAAAAAUAAUAAAUU
Molecule: messenger RNA, 5606 nt
Organism: Aricia agestis (brown argus)
Lineage: Eukaryota; Metazoa; Arthropoda; Insecta; Lepidoptera; Lycaenidae
Gene: kibra
Product: protein kibra
Exons: 18
Coding region: 91-3699 (1202 amino acids)
Biological process (GO): regulation of hippo signaling; negative regulation of organ growth; regulation of DNA-templated transcription
Cellular component (GO): cytoplasm
Molecular function (GO): molecular adaptor activity; protein-folding chaperone binding; kinase binding
Source: RefSeq, a predicted model, not a curated record